GCAGCCAAAACGAAUAAAUACGGGUCAUUAUGGUUUUGUUAACACUGCAUAAUAGAAGAGGGUUGAAUUGCUUGUGCGCGCAGUUCUUGCUGUGGAUUUUAUGUGCUGUGGACGGUGAGGAGCAGCAAUUCAGUGUGGAGGCUUGGCUGCAGAGGUAUGGCUACCUCCCUCCCACAGACCCCAGAAUGUCCGUCCUGCGGUCAGAACAGACCAUGCAUUCUGCUAUCGCUGCCAUGCAGCGUCUCUACGGCCUUAACGUCACCGGUGAACUGGAUAAGAACACCAUUGAUGAUAUCACCAUAAGCUGGAUGAAGAAGCCACGAUGUGGGGUGCCAGACCAGUUCGGCGGUGCCUCGAAAUUUAGCGUCCGAAAAAGACGUUACGCCCUCACAGGGCAGAAAUGGCAACACAAACAUAUCACAUACAGUAUAAAAAACGUCACACCUAAGGUGGGAGCGGAGGAGACCCACAAUGCCAUUCGCCGGGCGUUCGAUGUGUGGCAGAAUGUCACGCCGCUGCGUUUUGAGGCAGUGCCCUACAGCGACCUGGAGCGCAACAAGAAAGAUGUGGAUAUUACUAUCAUUUUCGCCUCAGGUUUCCACGGCGAUAGCUCCCCCUUCGAUGGAGAAGGGGGUUUCCUUGCACAUGCCUACUUUCCCGGUCCAGGGAUUGGAGGAGACACACACUUCGAUUCGGAUGAGCCCUGGACUCUGGGGAACCCUAACCAUGACGGGAAUGACCUCUUCCUGGUGGCAGUACAUGAGCUGGGUCACGCGCUAGGCCUGGAGCACUCCAACGACCCCACUGCCAUCAUGGCCCCCUUCUACCAGUACAUGGACACAGAGAACUUCAGACUGCCACAUGACGAUCUGCAGGGCAUCCAGAAGAUCUACGGACCUCCAGAUAAACUUCCCCAACCCACGAGACCUCUACCGACAGUCCCACCGGCCCGCUCGCACCCUCCCGCAGAUCCACGCAAAAACGACAGGCAGACGAGACCCCCGCGAAUACCGACCGGCGACAAACCAAUGCACCCCAACGCCAAGCCAGACAUCUGCGACGGCGGCUUCAACACGCUAGCCAUCCUCAGGAGGGAGAUGUUUGUCUUCAAGGACCACUGGUUUUGGAGGGUCAGAGAUAAUGCUGUGAUGCCCGGUUACCCCAUGCUCAUCAAUGUUUUCUGGAGAGGUCUGCCACCCAAGAUCGACGCCGUCUAUGAGAACAGCAAGGGAAAAUUUGUGUUCUUCAAAGGCAAGCAGUUCUGGGUGUUCAAGGACACAAUGCUACAGCCUGGCUACCCGCAGGACAUCUCAAUGUUUGGAAACGGCAUGCCGGCGCAGAGUAUAGAGACAGCCGUCUGGUGGGAGGACGUGGCCAAGACCUACUUCUUCAAAGGAGAUAGGUAUUGGAGAUAUAAUGAAGACUUGAAAAUGAUAGAUCCUGGUUAUCCCAAAUCCAUCACUGUAUGGAAGGGUGUUCCAGAUUCUCCACAAGGAGCGUUUGUGGACAAAGCUAACGGUUUCACUUACUUCUACAAGGACAAAGAGUAUUGGAAGUUCAACAAUCACAGGCUGCGGGUGGAGCCGGGCUACCCUCGCUCCAUCCUCAAAGACUUCAUGGGAUGCGACCUCACACCCAUCGACCCUGACAUGCAGCCGACGGAGGACGAGGACGUGGUGAUUAAACUGGACAACGAAGCCAGCACGGUCAAAGCCAUCGCAAUCGUCAUUCCCUGCGUCCUGGCGCUCUGCCUGCUGGUGUUGAUCUACACCGUCUUUCAGUUCAAGAGGAAGGGGACACCCCGACACAUACUGUACUGCAAACGCUCCAUGCAGGAGUGGGUGUGAGUCACACGGCCACAAGACACGGUGGCGUAAACACCCUAAACUUGCGGACUUUGGCUCUCGACCUGCGUCUCACUCAAGGAGAACAGCGAGGGCCUUUGCUUUGAUUCCCCCCUCCAGGAGACGAGGGGCGCAUUUCCCUCCAAAACUCCCUUCUCUUGUCCCAUUGGCCCCAGUGCACCCGCUGUAGGACUUGCGGGAGGCUUGCGGGAUUGCAAGGAUCCCAUGGUGCAUUGCGCCAUCCAGUGCCACCGUUCGAUGUGGAAAUCGCUGAUUGCUAUACCUUUAGGUUUUAAAAGUGCACGCUGAAAACAUGAAAAAAUUAACGAAAAUGUCGCUGGAGUCGCGUUUUUUUUUACUUUUUCGAAUUUUCGCUUGACUCCGAUCUAUUUAUUUUCAAACAGAAAUAUUUACGAUUCCCUUUAAAGCAUCCCAAACCAAAUAAGACUCCAAAGAGGAUCUUUUUUCUUCUUUUUACUUUUUUUUAUUAUUAUUAUUAUUUUUCCCUCCCUGCUCUAAAUAUUUUGCAGUGAUAUGUAGUGGGGGGAGUUUUGACUGUUGUGGCAGUCUGUCUCAAAAACAGGGGCCAAAAUAUUCUGCAAUAUUUUUAAUAGCCUUAAUUAUUGAUUGUGUUGUUGCUUUUGUUUUCGUUUAUUCGUUUUUUUUUAAGCACCGCUUCGUUUGUCCUGUCGGAACGGCAGUGCAAUAUUGCUUUGCUCCCUUUGAGAUCGAUUUGAGACCUCAUUUUUGCCAGGGGCCGCACUGGAACGGGGCGGGACUCCUUAACCUCUGCCUAACAUAUCAGUCAAAACAGAGGGAAGACCAAGCCACUGCAACGACGAAUACUUUAUCGCGUUUUUUCCGUCCGACGGUAGAAUUGCAAUGCAAAGGAAGUGCUUGAACCGUUUAUCGUGCUUAACGCUCACUCGUUUGGUCGUGUUUACACGGACAGAGAUUUGAGAAUUCGUUUCUUCCCUUUUUCCGAAAGGUUGCUGUUCGAGACAGAGCAUGUCAUCUCCUUCGGACUGCCUUGUUUUUAGGUCUGGAUGGGAUCCGAGAACCUUGACGUUUGAACCAGAACCACCAGAGCAACUCAGGACAGCGCUUGAUUCAAAGUGUAUGCAAGCCUUCACAUCCAGUCCUGUGUCUUUAUUAUCAACCGAGAAGAAAAUCAAGGAUAUAUCAUGUAACGUUUCACCAUUGCUUGUGAUCGGAAGUUUCUGCGAAAGGAUCGGAUGAUUUUUUUUUUUUAUGGAGUCAGAACUUUCGGUUCAAUUCAUGUCUCGCAGUCUGACGCUAGAUCGGUCCUUUGCAUCGAACGGAUGUAUGUUUGAACAUACAGUUAUUUGCUUGCAUUAGCAUUUUUUAUGUUUGUUUUUCAUUUUUUUGGUACAUUUGAAAUCAAAUGGUCUCAACCUCAACUUUAAAGUGGUACUUAAAGUGCUAAGCUGUCAUCCGGCACGUUUCCUUUAGAUACGAGAAAAAAAGAAAAAAAAACGUACGUGAUCUAAAGGAAACCAUAUACGUGUUUCUGGCAAGCAGUGUUUGAAUGUGUGUCUGUAUUGAUGCUAGAUUUUUCUUUUUUCUUUCUUUUUUCCUUUUUCAUUGUUUUAAGAAAAAAAGGAAAAAAAUGGGACAUUCUUCAAAUUCAUGUACUUCAUGACUUGGUUUGGGACGAACCGUCCUGACAGACUUAAUAAAUUAAUCAGUAUAUGAUUAAAAUGCCUUUUAGCGCUUUGUUCACAUUUACUAUACAUACAUAUUCAGUCUGGGAAAAUAUAAACAUCUACUCUUUCAACUAACACAAAUACCAUGGUAAUAGCAUAGUAUUUUAGUACGGUAAUCAUUUAGUACCACACAAUAUAUCAAAACACUAUGGUAUUACCAUGGUACAGCCACAAUACUUUUCUGACUUUCGUUCACUUACAAAAAAUGUACCAUGGUAUUUUGGACAUUGUACCAUGAUACUAUUAUGUUAUUUACUAUGGUAUUUUUGACAUUUUACCAUGGUACUACCAUGGUGUUCUCAACAUGGAACUGGGGUAAUAUUUUGGACAUUUUGCCGUGACAUUUGAACAUAGUAAGUGCCAUGAUACUACUACGGUAUUUUGAACAUGGCACCAUGGUACUAUGGAAUCUACUAUGGUAUUUUUGACAUUUUACCAUGACAUUUGAUCAUGACACCAUGAUACUACUAUGGUAGUUAGACCAUUUUACCAUGGGACUGCUAUGGUAUUUUGAACAUGGUACCAUGAUACGACUAUGGCAUUUACUAUGGUAGUUUGAACAUUUUACCAUGGGACUGUUAGUAUUGUACAUGGUAGCAUUAUACUACUAUGGUAUGUACUUUGGUAUUUUGGACAUUUUACCAUGGUACUGGUAAAUUGAAAAUGUACCAUAGCACUACCAUCCGAUUUUACACAAUGUACCAUUACUGCCAUGAUAUUUUAUAUAUGGUAUCAUUUGACCAUGGUACUACUAUGGUAUUUUUAACACAUACCAUGGUAUUACCAUAGUAUUUUUGACUUUUUAUCAUGGCAAUACAAUGGUAUUCUGAUAUACAAUGGUAUUCUGUACCACUGUAUUAAGAACACGUGACAUAUUCUUGGAAAUACCAUGUAAAUACAAUGUCAUGUGAGUUCCAGUACCAUGGUAUAUCUCAAAAGCCUCUGAUGUACCAUGUACAGUACAUUUUGUAAGUGUUCAAUCCACUCUCUUUCUCACUGUGUAUAUGUGUGUAUGUGCGCAUUCGCAUGAGUGCAUCUGAACGUUUCCCAGAAUCCCAGCCGAUCAAACAAAAGUCAGCUUUGAACAGCUGAGAGGAAACGACAAUCAUUAAAUAAUCCAGAAAAUCGAGUAUCAUAAAGGUGGUGUGUAUCCUGUGGUUAUAUUUAGCUAGAAUGAUAAGAAUCAGAGCAUAAAAUAUGAGACGGCGGUGGGCAGAGGCAUUUAGAACUCGCCAAGUGCAAAAGUAAACAGAGACAGCCGCAGCCCAUGCGCAUUCUGAUUGGCCGUUGGGGCGCUGGCAUGGUGGAUGAGGUCAGGUCGGGCAUCCAACUGCCAUCUAUGUUCCAAUUCAAAUCUAGCUCAGCAAAAUGACUGCGGCCAUGGUUACUGCAAGCAUAACGGCUGAGAUGAGAGAUUAAAGCGCUAAAUGAUCCGAAUUACUGUCUGUGACUGUUUUUUUAAACGUUAAUCACUCUAAACCGACCAGCAAUGUUGAUAUGGGAUGGGAUAAUAGGGAUGUGCGAAACUACAAAUUGUCAAAUUCAAGUACUCGGUGGGUCGUCUGAAUGACUAGUCAACUAGUUAGGAUCAAAUGUAGGGCCAAAAAUAUCUGAUGCAUGUACACUACUAUUCAAAAGUCUUGGGUUGGUAAGACUUUUUUGUGAUGAUUAUGAAAUAUGUUUCUUCUGCUCACCAAGGCUGCAUUUAUAUGAUACAAAUACAUUGAAAACUCUAAUAUUGUGAAAUAUUAUUACAUUUGAAAAUAACUGUUUUCUAUUUAAAUAUAUAUUAAAAUGUCAUUUAUUCCUGUGAUGCAAAGCUGAAUUUUCAGUAUCAUUCCUCCAGUCUUCAGUGUCACAUGAUCCUUCAGAAAGCUUUCAGAUAUGCUGAUUUGCUGCUGCUCAAGAAACAUUUCUUAUUAUUACCAAUGCAUAAAACAGUUGUGCUGCUGAAACCCAUGAGAUUUUUUCCCCCGAAUUCUUCAGUGAAAAGGAAGUUCAAAAGAACAUCUAUUUGAAAAAGAAAACAUCUGUGACAUUAUGUCUUUACUGUCACUUUUGGUUAAAUUAAUAUGGAAGGCAGUUUCUGCCACCAAAUAAAAUAAAAAAAUAUAUAUAUAAAGGUAAUUGCAACUUUUUAGCAAGCAAUUCUUACUUUAUCGGAAAAGUCUGAAUUGUGAGAUAAAAAAGUCGCAAUUACAUUGUUACAAUUUUUUUAGUGUGUGGUGCAAAAAAACAAACAAAAAAAAACACGUAAUUGUGAAAUGUAAACUUAGGAUUCGGAGGGGGAAAAAAACUUUGAGAGAAAGUUUAUAUUUCACAAUUUUGAUUUUUUUUUUCUCAAAAUUGCAAGAAACAAAGUCCAAAUUAUGAGAUAUAAACUCAGUUAUAAAAACAGUUGCAAUUAAUUUUUUUUUUUUUUUUCAUUUUUUAUUCAGUGGUGUAAAAAUAAAUAAAUAAAUAAUAAAUAAAACAAACAAACAAACCCUACACCUUUAAAUGGUAGUGUACAUAAACUAUAAAAGUAAUUUUUUUUUUUUUUAUUAUUAUUAAAUUAGUAAAAUAAUAUAUUCAUCUGACUAUAAUUUUCUUAAAAGUGGUGAAUUUGUUUUUCAAUGGAAUCAAUGGUGGAAUAAACUAAAGAUUUAUGCUGAAAAUCUAAUGAUCAUGCUAAAGCUCAGUGUUCUAAAUGUUCACUGUGAAGUUGUGUCUCUAAAUUCAUCCCCUUUAAACUGCAACAAAAAUAUUUAAGCAUAAAAAAUAAAAAAUCUACUAUUUGAACUAAUUUUUGGAUGUCUAUCUGACUAGUUGAUCAGAAACGGACGAGCGUGCGACGCGUGUGUUUAUUCACUAAGAAGCUAAUCUGUCGUUGUGUGUGAACAGUGAGUCUGGUCUCUCUCUGAACGUUUUCUGUCUAGCCGACAGAACUUGUGGUGCUAACUGGACCUACACUGGUGAGCGUCAUCCUGUAAUCUUUUGGUGCUGUUAUUAUUUUAGACAUUAUGGAUUUACACUUGAUUUGAUGAUGGUCCGUGCAGAAGUAAUGUAUUCGCGCUCAUGUAGCACUAGUCGUGAUGGUGCAUGGAUUGGUAGUUUAGUGUGUUAAAGCCUUGCAUAUAUUUCUUGUGUGUUCUGUGAAGGCCUUAAGCUUCAGCUAAGUCAGGUGUCAAAGGUCGUGCCGCCCAUCGGCUACAUGUUGGUGCUAGACCCUGAUUCAUGUUUACAGUUUCUGUAACUUUAGCAAAGAUGUGGUUUUCUGUUUGCUUUGCGACAUGGUAUCAUUUAUUCUCCAGACUAACGUCUCAGUUCCUCCAACUCAUUAGCAUCUGUGCUAAUCUCAGUCAUCCUCAUUGUCAUGUGCAUCGUCUUGCCAUCCUGAUUAUGUUAAACGAUUCCAAAUGAAGGAAACAAACGAAGUCUGAAAAACAUGUUUAUACUUUUUUCAUUCUGUCUGUAGCCCUGUAUUUGUGAUGUAUCUGUUGACGAUCCAUUUCAUUGAUCAAUAAACUCAUUUGAACAUA
Molecule: messenger RNA, 7092 nt
Organism: Onychostoma macrolepis
Lineage: Eukaryota; Metazoa; Chordata; Actinopteri; Cypriniformes; Cyprinidae
Product: matrix metalloproteinase-16-like
Exons: 11
Coding region: 30-1847 (605 amino acids)
Biological process (GO): skeletal system development; proteolysis; extracellular matrix organization
Cellular component (GO): extracellular matrix
Molecular function (GO): zinc ion binding; metalloendopeptidase activity
Source: RefSeq, a predicted model, not a curated record